UCUGUCGUGACCCUCUCUCUUCUCUCUCUUCACUUCUCCCGUUCGUGUGGCCAAAAGGUGAGGCCAUUUUCCGUCGCUGCUUGACCUGACCUGACCCUCGUCGCGGCCACUCGCUUUCCAGACAGGGAGUGACGCUAGUUGGUUAAAAAGAGAAGGAAGGAGUUAUGUGCCGAGUGUGAGCGUGGAGGACCAUGGCUCAGUGACGCGUGCCGGGCCACACCGGAGCGAGGAAGGAAGAAGGAAGGAAGGAAGGAAAGUAGGCUAAGAGAAGGAAAGAAGGAAGUGGGAAGUCUUCAGCAGGAAAGAAGAGGAGGAGCUAGUGCGUGUGUUUUUUUCGGCGCUGUUUGCUACCUCUUCCUCUUCCUCCUCCUCUUCUUCUAUCUCCCUCUCCCCUCCUUCGCCGUGGAGUGGGAAGGUGAUUCACUAGAGUGCCGUGUGCCGUGAUUUUUGUUUUUAUUUCCGAGCUUUUUCGUUCGGGAAAAGGAAACCAGUGCUUGAUGGGAGAUCGAUGUGUCGAUAUUAAUUUUAUUUGUGAUUAGGAAAAAAAAGGAAAAAGUUAAGAAAAUAAGGAGUGAGGAAGUGUGACCGUGUUGUUUAGAGUGUUUGGAGAUAGAAAAGCACAGAGAAUAGUGAGAGGAAAGAAAUAGCAAGUGAAGAAGAGAAGAGGAAAGAAAAAGAAAAGAUAAUAAUAAUAAUAGAACCAAAAGAGUAAGGGUAGGGGAACUUCUUGCACCUGCGAAAGGGAGAGAGAGAGAGAGAGAAAGAGAGGCGAGGAGAGAAGAAAUCCUCUUUUUCCCUCCGUCUGCUUACCCCCCUUUCCCCCCCCCUCGUCGGCACCAUGACUGCGAACUUCGACCCCCACGACCGAGCCAGUUGGUACUUCGGGCAGAUGUCCCGCCAAGAUGCGACAGACCUGCUCAUGAGCGAGAGAGACGGCGGGGUGUUCCUCGUGCGCGACUCCACCACCAUCCUCGGAGACUACGUCCUCUGCGUCAGAGAGGACAACAAAGUGUCGCACUACAUCAUCAACAAGAUCCAGCAGGGCGACCAGAUGCGCUACCGCAUCGGCGACCAGAUGUUCCCCGAUCUGCCGUCGCUCCUCAACUUCUACAAACUGCACUACCUGGACAGCACUCCGCUUAUCCGGCCCGCGCCCAAGCGCUGCGAGAAGUUCGUCGCCAAGUACGACUUCGAGGGAAGCGAUCCCGACGACCUUCCAUUUAGAAAAGGAGAAGUUCUGACCAUCGUUAGCAAAGACGAGGAGCAGUGGUGGACCGCCAGAAAUUCCAUGGGCCAGACGGGAUCCAUACCCGUGCCCUAUGUUCAGAAGUAUGAGGAGGGUGAGAGCAUUGCCAUUAACCUGACAGCAAACAGAAGUAGCACGCAGUCCACAGACUCAACGCAACGAGCCAAACCCAGUCUCCAGCGAAAGUUGCCAGCCUAUGAAAAGCAAAAUGCUUAUGACAAAACAGCCCUGAGACUGGAGGUUGGGGAUGUUAUCAAGGUCACGAAAAUGAACAUUAAUGGACAAUGGGAGGGUGAACUUAACGGAAAGGUUGGACACUUUCCCUUCACGCAUGUGGAGUUCAUUGACAGUGAAAACUCUGUAGAUGGAGACCCCAAUUAGGGCCCUGUGAAGAAUUUUUAAGUGUUAAGAACUUGUACUUUCUAGAUUAUUAUAAUUAUUUUUUUGUUUUUACCUUUUUAUUAUCAUAAAUAUUUUCUUUAUUAUUUUAUUAAGAAUAUACUGUGAGUAUGUAUCUAUAAAGUGUGUAAGGGUUCAAUAUUUGAGUUGAAUGUGAUAUGCAGGGCAUCUUUGUUUUGUAAUAGCACUACAAAAUGAAAAAAGGUUGUAUGUAUGAAUGGCGAUGCUUUAAAUAUUUGGAUGGAGGACAAUAUUUUAGUGGGUGGAAAAAGUUUCUUCACAGUGGUUUGAUGGUUAGAAAAAGAAGAAAAAAAUUGUAUAUCAUUUAAAAAUGAGUGAAUAUUUGGUAUAUUCAGACUUUACAAAUGACUGAGGUCGACAGAGUCCAGCUUUUCUUAUAGAAAUAUAUUUUAUGCUGAAAUUUGCCAAUGCAUGACCUUUUUUGGACAAUAUCUCUCAUUUUAGAAUUUCUGUGCACAGUUGUGAAAAUAUGGAGAUAGCAGAGUUGAGAGCUUCACCAUGCUUGCAGAUCAAAGCAAUGGUGGGAAGAACGUCAGAAGGCAAGGGGGUAUAAUGUUUCCUAGUGCUGAAAUCAUGUGUCGUUAUUGGGAGUUUUAUUUUAUUUUUUUAAGAGAUUGGAAGGAAAGGGAGAAAUAUGUAUAGAGAGAGAGAGAGAGAAAAAUAAAUAGAUAAAUUAAAUAUAAUGUCUCCAGUUCCAGAUUUGUAAAAGAUGAGAAGUUCCAGUAACAACACCUGUUUUGGUUCCAUUAAUUAGAAACUAAAGAAGAAAAUCAAAUACAUUGCCUUUCAUGCUAAGUUUAGUGUAAGCUUUAAUUUUUUAAGCACAAAUGAUCCUGCACACCUUUUUUAUGCCAACACGUAUAAAAAAGAAAGAUGAUUGGCCAUUCACACCCACAAGUCUUGCUAAUAGAUUCAACAUAUCAGGUUGGCUCAUGUAGUAUAUCUGUUAAUAUUUGUAAAUAAAUGAUCCUUCCUCCCCCCUCUCUCUAAAUAAUGAUAAAAAAAGAGAAA
Molecule: messenger RNA, 2677 nt
Organism: Penaeus vannamei (Pacific white shrimp)
Lineage: Eukaryota; Metazoa; Arthropoda; Malacostraca; Decapoda; Penaeidae
Source: RefSeq, a predicted model, not a curated record